CACCAGUUAAGCUCGCGCAGUCGAAAGCGGAGGUCACGCCCGACGGCCAUCCACACGACGCGAUUUCUACUCGAGACACAGGUUUUCAAGCAUCACUGAGCUUGCCCGAUCCGCUGCUUCUGAGGACAGCAACUGAUUGGUGAUGGGGAAUCCGCAGUUGUCUUUUGACAGAAUUGUCUGCUUUUCGUGCUUGGAAAGUUCGGCGUAUUUUCUUUAAAAAACCAAACAACCAACCAGCUUUUUAGACAGAAGGGUGGGAGAGGUGAGCUUGUUGACCGAAGAUAAUGUGAGAGGGAGUCGUCGCCGCUUAAUGGGCCCAGGGAAUCAAGGAUGGGUCAUGACGACGAUGUCGCUGCCGGAAAAUAUGGCUCCCCUUUGAAACAUGACAAGAAUUUCAAAGGCCCGUGCAAGAAUAGGUCUUGCACCGAUGUGAUUUUUCUCGCUAUCUUCAUAGCAUUUCUUAUACUAUGGGGCGGGGUAGCGUAUUUUGGUUUUUUGAAAGGGAAUCCCGAGAAUCUCUUGAUCACUGUUGAUUCAAAUGGAAAGAAGUGCGGAGUAGACUCGGAAGUCUUAGACAAGCCUUAUCUAUUUUUCUUCGACCUUUCAAAAUGUGCGACACCAAGUAUCCUACUAAGCGGUUGCAACACUGUUCAGAUGUGUGUGAAAGAAUGCCCACAGCAAAAUUGGGCUUUCCUGCCUUACAAAAUUACCCCGAUGCUCUUCAACCCUUCAAACAUCCAGAAGGAUGUCAUAUGCACCGAUGAUGUUGACAAGUCGUCAAUCAAGACCUUAAAUCAGCUUGAGAAGCUAAUCAACGAUGAGAAGUGCGCCAAUUGGUAUAUCUCGAGCAAGCCAGUUUUGGGACGGUGCAUCAGCCUGUUUGGCAAUUUUUCGGGCUUCCCUAUGGAAAGUGAAAUCCAGGCUGUUUCCGAUUCUUCCGUACAGAUAGCCGACCCCUUGUGGGACUCCUACACCGAAGGCUAUAAGUUUCACAAGACUGGAAGGCACUUGUUGGACGACUUGAUGCGAUCGUGGAAAGUGAUCAUUUUAGCUCUGGUGAUCUCAGUUCUUGUAAGCCUUUUGUAUAUAUCUCUUCUCCGUUGGAUCGCUGGCAUCAUUAUCUGGGUUACGCUGAUCGGUGUGGUGGCGCUUCUCAUAACAUGUUGCAUAUUUUCUUGGAGGCGUUAUAUGUUCUUGAAAGACAGCAAACCGAUUGACACCAAGGCAAAGAUGUUGGAGGGUCAGUUUGAAGAGCUUCUAAAGAGCAAAGAUCUAUUCUUUUGGCUGACUGUUGUUGUCGCUGUAUUCACUCUCAUUAUCCUCCUUUUAAUUAUAUUUUUAAGAAAAAGGAUCCAAAUUGCAAUCUCAUUAAUCCAAGAAGGCAGCAAGGCUGUGAGCAACGUUAUAUCAUCUCUAUUUUUUCCAAUAAUACCGUGGUUCUUUCAAGUAUGUGUUGGGUUAUGGGUUAUUUUUGUAUGGGCGUGCCUGCAAUCGGUCGGCGAGAAAGUUUUCAAAGUGAACGGCUUCGACGGAAGCCAUUGUAGAUGUGGAGGAGCAUACGAGAAGAUCAAAAACGGCGAUUUGUGUGUUCCGGAUGAGUUCAGCAAUCUGUGCAUAGAUUUGAUGACGGGUUUUAACUGCACGACGGCAUCUUGCGAUUACUUUAAGACGCAACCGCCUUCUUAUAUGAUCUUUCUCCAUAUGUUCAAUGUCUUCGGCUUCUUCUGGGGUUUUUGGUUCCUUUCCGGCCUGUCGGAUAUGAUCCUGGCUGGAACUUUCGCUAAAUGGUACUGGACUUUUAACAAAAAAGACGUACCAUUUUUUACUGUCACUGGUGCUGCACUUACAACCGUGAGAUAUCACUUAGGUACAAUAGCUUUUGGUUCGCUUAUUAUCGCAAUUUGCUCAUUCAUAAGGGCGACAAUUGAAUACGUUCAGAAGAAAACCAAAGCUUAUGAUAAUCCGGUUGUAAAGGCUAUUUUAUGCUGCUGCAGAUGCUUUUUUUGGUGUCUGGAAAAGUUCCUGCGCUUUAUAAACCGCAAUGCGUAUAUCAUGUGUGCCAUACAUGGGCGCAAUUUUUGCCAUUCAGCUCUUGAAGCUUUCAACCUACUCAUGCGUAAUAUCAUCCGUGUUGUAGUCUUAGAUAAGGUGACAGACUUUCUGUUUUUUAUUGGUAAGCUUGUCAUAACAGGUUCUGUCGUCGCAAUAGCUUACUUACUGUUCUUCAUGAACAAUCCUCAAAAUCUAUACUUCAAAGGUGCAGUCCCGUUGUCCCUUAUAGCUAUUGGGGCAUAUUUUAUUUCUUCGAUAUUCUUUGGAGUGUAUGCCAUGGCAGUGGACACCCUUUUCCUAUGUUUCUUGGAAGACUGUGAGCGUAACGACGGCUCAAUUGAUAAACCAUAUUUCAUGUCCAAAAACCUAAUGCAAAUACUUGGGAAAAGAAAUAAAAAACAAUCGUGAUUUAUUUAUUUUUAAAUGUGUAAAUAUUGUUACAUACAUGCCAAAGUUUUUAUAUAACCUUUUCAACUGUGUCUCGUUUUAUAAGCAGGGACGUAUUUGUAUAAAAAUGUAGUGAAAUAAAUUUUAUAUAUAUGUAAAUGAGAUUAAAAGUUUAAAUAAAAGUUGUAUAAAGUC
Molecule: messenger RNA, 2634 nt
Organism: Cimex lectularius (bed bug)
Lineage: Eukaryota; Metazoa; Arthropoda; Insecta; Hemiptera; Cimicidae
Gene: Ctl2
Product: CTL-like protein 2
Exons: 14
Coding region: 331-2460 (709 amino acids)
Biological process (GO): transmembrane transport
Cellular component (GO): membrane
Molecular function (GO): transmembrane transporter activity
Source: RefSeq, a predicted model, not a curated record